Nicotiana tabacum (common tobacco) is the source of this 3494-nucleotide messenger RNA. NCBI's taxonomy places the organism in Eukaryota, Viridiplantae, Streptophyta, Magnoliopsida, Solanales, Solanaceae. The record is from RefSeq and is a predicted model, not a curated record.
AAUAAUUAAAUUCAACAAUUAACUUUAGUUUCAAAAUCAUGUACUUACUUGUUUAUGUGGUGCCCCAUCCAAAGUUGGAGUGAAUAAUGUCACCGUUUGAAAUAAUCUGUGGUUAAAUGAGAAAUUGACAAGGUUUUGUGUUUGACUUUGAGAAAGAGGAGAAGGUAAAAAGGAAAAAGAAUUGAAAAGAUCAUUUCAUCCCAAAACCAUCAAAGCUACCAAUAAUUUAAUCUGCUUUCAUUCUCAACUGUGAAGACAAAUGGAAUUUAGUCGAUAUACCUGAAAAGAAUUCCAGCAAGGAGCAGAAGGGUUUCUACUGACUGAAAGCGGGCGAUUUUAAUGACGUAGGGAUAUCUGCGAUGCACCGUGUAGCAAGUGCAGGCAACACAUCCAAUUCGGUGCGGGCUCGGAAGGAGAAGAGGUUGACUUAUGUUUUAAAUGAUGCCGAUGACACUAAGGUCAUUCUUUGCCUUGCUCUUUCAUCUGCAAUUAUCUCGUUUAUCGUAAUUUGCUUCGCAUUUGCAUUUUUCUAGGAGCAUCAUCCAUGUGAUCUUUAAUUGUCUCUUUCGAUACAGUUAUCCAGAUGACAUAUGUUUACCCUAAAAAUCGGAUAACAAUUGAAUUUAUACGCGGUUUUAAGGAUACACGAUAUAACUUGAUACAAACGAUUGAAUUUAUACGCGGUUUUAAGGAUACGUGAUAUAACUUGAUACAAAUUAAGGAAACAUAUUAAAAUUGAAAUUGGCGAUAAAAGAAUUAAUGCAAACCACACGAAUCGAGCAACCUUAUGCCAAACUGAUUAUCAAAUCGAACAGUCUUGACCCUCGAGUUUGAUCACCCUUGAUCCGAGAGAUGUCUCGACUGAUGUAUGAACAUAAUUACAAGAUGAUAAAAGCUAGAAAAUGAUAGUAUAUUGCUUUAUAUUGCGUAAUGUGUCCCCUUACAAAUGAUCAGACCCCCUUUAUAUAGUAGGGGAGUCCUACUAUUGAUACAAUUCGAUACAAGGUAAGAAAUCUCAUGAUUUGCUAAUCAAUCGGCCUAUCUUUGAUACGUGCCGAGAUUUCCGCCGUGAUCUACAACCGAUCGCGGAUAUUUCGUCCUUCUGUUAUUUGGCUUGGUAAAUUUCCCUCGAUCUCGUCUAAUCUCGAUUUUGUUCAAUGACAUGGUCUCGAGUUUAACGAUAUAGCUUCGCACCUCGGUUUGAUAUAAUUCGAGGUUGAACUUUAACCUACCAUUUUUCAGUCUCGAUUAGUCGCUUAAGAGGCGAACCCGGUUUUGACCGUAUACAGAUAGUCCCCUCGUUUCUCGGAAAGAAGAUGACGAGAAACGAUAUGAACUUCUGAAUCGCCUCUCGAUGGGCCAUGACGUAAGCGACAAACGGAUAUCGAAACGUCCCGUCGGCCCAGUUACCAAGGCAUUAAAUGCCUGUCAGUUGCUGGUCGGCCACUAUGGGUUCUGAACUGUCAUCAGCAAGCUAUAAAUACCCUAACUUUCAUUUAUUCAAACAUUACGUUCAAAACUCCUCCUAUUCUUGUUCUUCAAAAAUCCCUUUGCUUCCAACUCUUGCACCCAAAUUUCUUGAGUUUUUAGCAAACCGCUAAACAUACCUUCCUAAUUUCCUUUUCUUCUGUUCUACAAUGACGAAAACUUCUAAGACUGUCCUGCGAAAGGAGGCCGCCUCUUCAUCAUGGCCCGCCGGCGACGUGGCUGCGGCGGAACGACACCCUGAGGAGUUCGUUUCUGCAGGGUGCCCGACCGUUGCCGAUUUUAAGAUUGAAAAAACUUCCUCGGUACCGGGUCGAUGCGAGCCGGUUUCGAGGUACAUAUGUACAAUCACCGAUGAUCUCCUCACCAAGGUUAAAGAAGAUUGCAACUGGGCCAAUAAACAUGUGGUGGUCCCUUUGCCUGAGGAGUCAAUCAUUACCCACGUGGAGGGUUUUUUAAGUGUUUACACUUACCCCUUCACGUUGGGUCCCUUAGACCCGAUCAUUAUUGCUUUCUGCAAGAGGUACGAUGUGACUCUUGGCCAGAUUCACCUUUCGUUCUAGAGAAUAGUGAUUCUCCAUCGAUUCUUCGUAAACAAAAUCGAAGGGUGUUCCUUCACCCUCGAUCACCUUGUGCGUCUCUACAGUACCCGACUCUAUCGAGGGGGGCUAGUCAAGCUUGCUCGCCGGGCCAGUAGGGCCCUGUUCUCGAGUAUAGAUGAGGCUCGAGAUCGAGGUUGGAUGGGCCGUUUUGUUUGAAUAAAGACUUCAGAUUUGAUCCCUGCCGAGGACAUGCCAUUUCCCGAGAAAUGGAACAUGAAACGUAAGUAUUACUUUGCCUUGAAGAUUUAAUCUAUUGUUUCUCCUCUUAUCUCCUUUUUAUGGGUGUUUUUGGUGUUGCAACUGUGGCCCAGAUGCCGUAUGUGGUUCCCCAACUCAAGGAAUGGGUCGAGGACCUUGUGUCACAAAGACCAUAUUCCGAGCGUGCUUGGAUGGAAUUAUCGAAGGAUCGGUGGGAGGCCCGUAAUCAUGGUCUCCCCAAGGACGUUGCUAUGAGGCCUCCAUUUGAGGGUGAGGAUGUGCCUCUCGAGUCCCCUGCUCCGAGGCAAGGUGUCGAGAAGAAGAGGAAAAGGGCCCCGAGCCCUCUGGACUCGGAGAAGAAAAAACCAAAGAGGAGGCUGGCGCGUAAAGCUAAGGAAAGUACCAGCGCCCUCCCAUCGGACUCGAUCCGCCGACUGAGGGAUGAGUCCGAAGAAGAAGAAAAAGAUAACUCUGAGCUAGUGGCUCGGGUGCAGACCGCUUUGCCUCGAACUGAGGAGGCCGUUGAGAAGGCAUUGGCCGGUACCUGCGAAUCGGAACGAGGUGCGGUUGCUUUGCCUCAGGCCAGGGAGGUCGAGAGAGAGAUCGGGGCCGACACUUCUCGGGCAGAGGGAGGUGCCCCGAGGGACGAGCUUGGGGCGGUCGACCUUACCGGGUCCCCUCAGAUCUCAGACGCCAUGAUACGCGAGGCCGGUAUGCAACUGAUAUCCACAACUUCUUGGAUGGGUUAGAGUCCACUGCCUCAGAAGAUGUCACCGGGCUUGGUGACUUAUCGGUGCCAAGGAGGGUACCAUCAUCGGGUGCCAGUGGGUCUUCAUCGAGCCCGAAACUGGUGGAUCGGUUCCCGGCUCCAAGUGUUAACCCUGACUGCAGGCGGUCGAUAGUUUUCUCUAUCCCGGAGGAUGCCCAGGUUUUUUCUGCCCCCGUGGGAGUUGCUAUCUACCUUAGUUGCUUGGUGACCGAAGAAGACCAAGCCGUGACGGACGCGGUGGAAGCGCCUUACCUAUUUAAUGAAGCCCAACACGCUUUGAAUCGGGUAACUUCGAGUGUCACUCUAUUAUUUAUUUUAAAUUUGAAGUUGUAAAUAAUCCUAAGACCUUUCUUUACGCUUGCAGGCCUUGGUAUUGCACCAUGAGGCUUUCCUCCGAAUCCGGGAGGAGUUAACCCAACACGAGGCUGAGGUUCGGGAGC